CUGCUAUUCACUGCAGCACAAGGGCUGAUACACAUAUUUGCCCAUCUCUCCUUGCUCUUUGCCUUGGCCUGACUUUCCUUUUUCCCCGGCACUGUCCUCCACUACGGAUCCAGAGCCAUGCAAGCCAUCAAGUGUGUCGUGGUGGGAGACGGAGCUGUGGGAAAAACCUGUCUCCUUAUCAGCUAUACCACCAAUGCCUUCCCAGGAGAAUACAUUCCCACUGUGUUUGAUAACUAUUCUGCCAACGUGAUGGUUGACAGCAAGCCUGUAAAUCUGGGACUGUGGGAUACUGCUGGACAAGAAGACUAUGACAGGCUGAGGCCACUCUCUUACCCGCAGACGGAUGUCUUCCUGAUCUGUUUCUCCCUUGUCAGCCCGGCAUCUUAUGAAAACGUCCGUGCUAAGUGGUUCCCCGAGGUGCGGCACCACUGCCCUAGCACUCCCAUCAUCCUUGUGGGCACAAAGCUGGAUCUUCGUGAUGACAAGGACACCAUUGAGAAGCUGAAGGAGAAGAAGCUAUCCCCCAUUACAUAUCCUCAGGGCCUUGCUCUGGCCAAGGAAAUUGACUCUGUGAAAUACCUCGAGUGCUCAGCUUUGACGCAGCGCGGCCUCAAGACAGUGUUUGAUGAGGCCAUCCGAGCAGUCCUCUGCCCACAGCCCACCCGCACAAAGAAACGUGUAUGCAGCCUCCUCUAAGCAAGUUUGCUCCCAUAUCCUGGUGCAGGGCUGCCUAGGAUUUUCCACAUUUGUCCUCACAGACAAGAACUGUCUGUCCUUCUGCUGCAGAGGGGAACUACAUCCAGGCUGCCCUGGGGAUGACCUGCUCUGAGAGCUAUGAAGCCGUAGCCUUUGCCUAGAGGAAUGGAAAUAAAAAAAAUUAUCUGUUCCCUAUUCAUGGCAGCUGUCCAAUGGCCCUUCCUCUUACCAAGCCCUGCUCACCUCAAGGGGGUUUUUGUGUUACUGUUCAUUGGCAGGCAGCAGCUUUUCCUCCAGAACUCCUUUACUCCUCAUAUUGUCCCUAACUGCCCUUCCACUUCAGCUCAAGUCAGCAGAGAGAGGAGAGAGGCUUCAAGAUGAGAGGCAAAGCUGACCAAAGCUUGAUGGGAGAGAAGAGUGGGAGCUUCCUAGUUGGGACCCUGCCCCUUCAUACUCCCACCAUCACCAGGGCAGAGGGAAGGAGAGCAGGAAAAUAGUU
Molecule: messenger RNA, 1195 nt
Organism: Myiozetetes cayanensis
Lineage: Eukaryota; Metazoa; Chordata; Aves; Passeriformes; Tyrannidae
Gene: RAC2
Product: Rac family small GTPase 2
Exons: 7
Coding region: 118-696 (192 amino acids)
Biological process (GO): small GTPase-mediated signal transduction
Molecular function (GO): GTP binding; GTPase activity
Source: RefSeq, a predicted model, not a curated record